Aspergillus pseudonomiae is the source of this 1527-nucleotide messenger RNA. Its product is annotated as N5-glutamine methyltransferase family protein. The record is from RefSeq and is a predicted model, not a curated record. NCBI's taxonomy places the organism in Eukaryota, Fungi, Ascomycota, Eurotiomycetes, Eurotiales, Aspergillaceae. Gene Ontology annotation, cellular component: mitochondrion. Gene Ontology annotation, biological process: methylation. Gene Ontology annotation, molecular function: methyltransferase activity; nucleic acid binding. The transcript has 2 exons. Bases 345 to 1448 code for a protein of 367 amino acids.
UUUUUUGCCCUUUUUUUUUUUUUUUCUUUCGAGAUCGUUUCGUUUCUUGUAAUCUUUAUUGUCGACUUCUUUUCUCUAACAGUGCUGACGAUUCGCCUGUAUCUAUUCCAUGGCUAUCUACAUCUGUAUCUUCGAAACAUUCCAUACAUGCCUGAUCUACUCCGCAUAUAUCGUUACUGCUCCGCGCUGUAGUCAAGCUUCUACGGGCUUUCUGUGCUUCAUUCAUUCCCCACUUUUCCACAUUUGAAGCUCCCCCCAACCCGCUCCCUAGCUGCUUUCUCACCCCAAUGACAAAACAUUGUUAAUAAAGACCUAUACGGACCUUACGAACGGAUCAUGUGCCAAUGCCGCGUAUUUCUAACUUAGCCAUCCUAAGGGCCUAUCAGGAGAAUCCACUCCUUCCGUUAUUGCUCCGAGAAUGCCGAUCGCAUGACUCUGCAAAGAAUGAACUUCGCUGGCUCCAGGAGAGAGCCAGUCGCACUAUUACGUCCAAACAGGUUGCACGGUCUACACUCGUCCCCUUGGGGUGGAGAAGGCUCCUUAGAUCGAUGUGCCAUACUCGUUCGAAAGGAAUGCCCCUGCAGUAUAUCCUAGGCGAUCAACCCUUCGGCGAACUCGACAUCCUGUGUGAAAAGGGUGUGCUGAUUCCAAGGGCAGAGACGGAGACAUUCACCAUUCAAACUGCCAAAUUGAUCUUGGACAACAUUCAGAGGCACGGGCGUCAUGAAUUUGGUCAACAACAAGGUUCCUUCCGCAUAGUUGAUCUCUGUACAGGUAGUGGCUGCAUAUCGCUGCUCUUGCAUGCGCUCCUUGCCCCUCAUAUUGGUCGGCUUUCGAUUCUUGGGAUUGAUCUCAGCCCUGCGGCCAUUGGGUUAGCCAACAAGAACCUUGCGCGUAAUGUUCAACAAGGUCUGCUUUCAAAUCGUGCUGCCGCCGAGGUUUCUUUCCAGCACGGCAACGUUCUCACCCAUGACAGCACUGGACUUCCUUCGGCAAUGGAAGUGCUGCGCAAUUACCAAGGACUUUCCUUUGAUAGGGAGCCAAAAUGUGAUGUGGUCAUCUCAAACCCACCAUAUAUAUCCCCUGAAUCAUUUCGUGACGGUACUACCUCACGUAGUGUCCGGGUUUUUGAACCAAAGCUUGCACUGGUUCCUACGUCCGGAGAUCCUACUAUUGGAUUAGGACUCAGUAGACAGGCGGAUCUUUUCUACUAUCACAUCAUUUUGCUAUCAUUCCAGAUUCGGGCGAAGCUUGUGGUGCUCGAGUGCGGCGACCACUCACAGGCUAGGCGGGUAUCUGCUAUUGUCAAAACAUUGUCCAGCGGCUAUCGGCUGAAUUCCCUGUCCAUCGAGAUCUGGUCUAGUUCUGGGACACCCAUUAGUGACGAAACCUCUUCCGAGCAUGGACCCUGCGCAGUUGUUCUGCAUAACUGGGCAGUAGGCUCCUAGGGCAUUCUUGUAGUAUACAGUGGUCGAGUGGUGUUAGAACUUGGGACUUAGAAGUGGAAACUUAGGAGUAUGAGUAUAU